CGGGAGUGAUCCUGGGGCCCGGCCCGGUGGCCCGCGCGGCCUGCCCUUUGUGCUUGCAGCCCGCAUCCGCGCCCAGGGCCACCGCGUCGGGCUCCCCGGCGCGCGUGCCCGCCCGCGCGCUGCCCGGCCUGGGAUGCGCCAGGGAUGCGCGCCCGCCGGCCCUGCGGCUCCUGGCAGCUGGGCACGGGGCGAUGGAGCUAAGCAUGAAGAAGUUCACGGUGCGCAGGUUCUUCUCCGUGUACCUGCGCAAGAAGUCGCGCUCCAAGAGCUCCAGUCUGAGUCGCCUCGAGGAAGAAGGCAUCGUAAAGGAGAUUGAUAUUAGCAACCAUGUGAAGGAAGGCUUUGAGAAGGCAGACCCUUCCCAGUUUGAGCUGCUGAAGGUUUUGGGACAAGGAUCCUAUGGGAAGGUAUUCUUGGUGAGGAAGGUCACAGGAUCGGAUGCUGGUCAGCUCUAUGCCAUGAAGGUCCUGAAGAAAGCCACCUUGAAAGUGCGGGACCGGGUCAGAUCUAAGAUGGAGAGAGACAUCCUGGCAGAAGUGAAUCACCCUUUCAUCGUCAAGCUGCAUUAUGCCUUUCAGACCGAGGGCAAGCUCUACCUGAUUCUGGACUUCCUGCGGGGAGGGGACCUCUUUACCAGGCUUUCCAAAGAGGUCAUGUUCACUGAGGAGGAUGUCAAGUUCUACCUGGCUGAGUUGGCCUUGGCUCUGGACCACCUUCACGGCCUGGGGAUCAUCUACAGGGAUCUGAAGCCAGAGAAUAUCCUCCUGGAUGAAGAGGGACAUAUUAAGAUCACAGAUUUUGGCUUGAGCAAGGAGGCCAUCGACCACGACAAGAGAGCCUAUUCGUUCUGUGGGACUAUCGAAUACAUGGCUCCUGAGGUGGUGAACCGGCGGGGACACACGCAGAGUGCUGACUGGUGGUCCUUUGGUGUGCUCAUGUUCGAGAUGCUCACAGGGUCCCUGCCAUUCCAGGGGAAGGACAGGAAGGAAACAAUGGCCCUCAUCCUCAAAGCCAAGCUGGGCAUGCCACAGUUCCUCAGCAUGGAGGCGCAGAGCCUGCUGAGGGCCCUCUUCAAGCGGAACCCCUGCAAUCGGCUAGGUGCUGGCAUUGACGGAGUGGAGGAGAUCAAGCGUCACCCUUUCUUUGUCACCAUUGAUUGGAAUAAGCUGUACCGCAAGGAAAUCAAGCCACCCUUCAAGCCUGCAGUGGGCAGGCCUGAGGACACCUUCCACUUUGACCCCGAGUUUACUGCAAGGACACCCACAGACUCCCCCGGUGUCCCCCCAAGUGCAAAUGCCCAUCACCUGUUCAGAGGAUUCAGCUUCGUGGCCUCCAGCCUGGUCCAGGAGCCCUCCCAGCAAGACAUGCCCAAGGCCCCCAUUCACCCAAUUGUGCAGCAGUUGCAUGGGAACAACAUCCACUUCACCGAUGGCUAUGAGAUCAAGGAGGACAUCGGGGUGGGCUCCUACUCAGUCUGCAAGCGGUGUGUACACAAAGCCACCGAUGCUGAGUACGCUGUGAAGAUCAUCGAUAAGAGCAAAAGGGACCCCUCAGAAGAGAUCGAGAUCCUCCUGCGGUAUGGCCAGCACCCCAACAUCAUCACCCUAAAAGACGUCUAUGACGAUGGCAAGUACGUAUACCUGGUGAUGGAGCUCAUGCGAGGUGGGGAGCUGCUGGACCGCAUCCUCCGUCAACGGUGCUUCUCAGAGCGUGAGGCCAGUGACGUGCUGUACACCAUCGCCAGGACCAUGGACUACCUGCACUCCCAAGGGGUUGUUCAUCGGGACCUGAAACCGAGUAACAUCCUGUACAUGGAUGAGUCUGGAAACCCCGAAUCUAUCCGCAUCUGUGACUUUGGGUUUGCCAAGCAGCUGCGAGCAGAGAAUGGCCUGCUGAUGACGCCCUGCUACACGGCGAACUUUGUGGCCCCCGAGGUCCUGAAGCGGCAAGGCUACGAUGCAGCGUGUGAUGUCUGGAGCUUGGGAAUCCUGCUGUACACCAUGCUGGCUGGGUUCACCCCUUUUGCCAAUGGACCAGAUGACACCCCUGAGGAGAUUCUGGCGAGGAUUGGCAGUGGGAAGUACGCCCUUUCUGGGGGAAACUGGGACUCCAUAUCUGACGCAGCCAAAGUGAGUGUGUUUCCCAGUGUCCUUGCCUCCAGUCACGGAGACUCUGCAGCAGGCAUACUGCUGGAUGUCGUGUCCAAGAUGCUUCACGUGGACCCGCAGCAGCGCCUAACAGCAGUUCAAGUGUUGAAACACCCAUGGAUUGUGAACAGAGAGUACCUAUCCCAAAGCCAGCUGAGCAGACAAGACGUCCAUCUAGUAAAGGGUGCCAUGGCAGCCACCUACUUCGCUCUGAACAGGACCCCACAGGCACCAAGGCUGGAGCCUGUGCUAUCGUCUAGCUUGGCCCAACGCAGAGGGAUGAAGAGACUCACAUCUACCAGGUUGUAGUGGCCAGCCAAGCCUGCCCUCCAGCCUCAGCCUCCCUGCCCAACAUCCUCUCAGGCCCCCAGACACUAGAUGCAGGUCCUGUUCAUGGGCACUUGAGUGCCCACGAGUCCAGCACAAAAAUGGCUCUGGCCUUGGCUGCCUCUGUUUCCUUUGCAGCCCUGGAGAGGGUCCUGCCCAGGAUGUCUGAGCCUUGCUGCGCCGACCUCGCUGCCCGCUCUCCUUUUCUCCUGAGUGAAACCAAAUGAACCUGUCACCUCAUAGCACCCUGCUGGAGCCUGCCUGGGCUCGCUCAGGGCUCUAGGUCUUUUCAUACCAUGGCUUAUGUUCAAAGCAGAGCACUUUUACCAUUCUGAAGUCAGUUAAGUGGUCAGCCUCUCACAAAGGCGUUCUACCGUCACAUUAAGAGUGUCAGUUCAGGGUCCCUGCCAGGGGACCGCAGAACCGCUCUGGAAGAGCAGGAUGCUCCUGGAUGUUCUGAUCUAACCAGUGACUGUGGGAUGGCAUCCAGCUUAAAUGCCCGGUCUGUCCAAACUCACCCAAAGAGUGUCCCUCUCCAUCCUCUGGUUCACAAAUGAGAUGCUGGUGGCCUCUCCCUGACUCUGUCACUGACUCGUCGGGAUGAAAGCUCCCAGCCCAAGAGUCAAGAUGGCCGAGUCUGUUUGAGAGCCUGAUUCAUGGUGGUUGAGAGAAGAGCCCCAGGAAGCUGCCAGGCAGAGCCAGCACCUGCUAUGUGUACUGCUGCACUCUAGCGCUCUGGCCCUGAGGACCCUGGAGAGUGUGGGGCUCCGCCAUGGCCGCUUACGCUGGCGGCUCUGCAUGCGUUUCCUGAGGAGGUGGUGGUGUGUUCACUCUCGGCUUUCCUGGUGCACAGAGAAACUGAAGAAAUGGAACUUCAUUUCUUCCCCCGGCUCUUCCUUAGCCCGGCUGAGGACAGGAGAGACACCUGAGACCCUUGGCCUCGGGGAGGCAAGAGGCGCCAGGACAGGCCGUCGACAGGAGUGAUGCACUUCGUGGAAGCCAUGGUUCUGUGUUGCAUUUUGUGUUUCUGUUGUGUAGACCUGUCUCAAAAUCACACCUCACCAACAGUGUUUUCAGGGUGUGGUCUGUGUGGGGAGCAGUGGUGACAUGGAGCGGGCUGUCUGUGCACUCUUUGUGCAGAAUAAUAGAGUGAGACCCUUUCUGCAUGGCAUGCUCCACUCAGCCUGACCCUGGAAGAGGCACUUGUGUGUCCUCCGCUCUCUCUGGGGGAUGGGGUGUGCCAAGGAUACCCCCAUAGUGGGCUCAGAUCAGGGGACACUCCACUGUGGCUCAGAAACUGCCAGUCCGAGGGGCAGCCCUUCUGCCCGGGAGGUGUAGGAACACCUGUUGGUCCCAGCAAGCUUGCACUGGGCCGUAGCCCCUCUGUACCUCACUUAGCUCUAGGACCCAGCACCUGCCCCCAGUGGAACAUACGGAACGUAAUUCCUUUUCUCGGUCUAAUUAUUUCAGACCUCAAAAUGUAAACUGAUUUCACAAGCUUGAAUUGUUCCACUGGACGCUGUUUUGUUGGAGAAUUAUAAAAUACAAAGAAUGGGAACAGACUGUGACUGUGUGCCGUUUUCACAGUGUCCCGAGGGAAGGUCUCGUAUUUUCUCAAUGGAAAAUGCCCUGCCCAAUGCACUUCCCUAAUUUUUGAGGUCUGGGUCCUUCCAUUUCUUUUUUUUUUUUUUUUUUGGUUUUUCGAGACAGGGUUUCUCUGUGUAGCUUUGCGCCUUUCCUGGAACUCACUUGGUAGCCCAGGCUGGCCUCGAACUCACAGAGAUCCGCCUGGCUCUGCCUCCCGAGUGCUGGGAUUAAAGGCGUGUGCCACCACUGCCCAGCCUCAUUUCUUGAUCUAAAUCUAGAGGAAAAGAAUAGUGGGUAGUCUCAAUGACAGACUCUGUCCUCUUAGAAAUGAACAGAACCCCCAGAAUCCUCUGAGGGCCCUUCUGGCACAGAUCAUAUGCCAGAUGCCAACAGCCCUUGGACUGGGUUUGUUUGCAGCUUCAAAUCUAUGAGCUUCAAUGAAAAGAAAGAACAGGAGAACACAGAAGCAUCCCCAUUGGUCACAUGGCCUCAUCACCUCUUUUUGGUAAUGUCAGCUUAUCUGCCUUACACUCUCAAAAAUGGGGUGGCGGAGGCCAUCAUACCAAACUAUUUUUGAAGUGUCUGUGAAGCAUGUCACAUGUCUGUAGAGAAUGCUGGUUCAGCCCUGCUCUGUUGAGAGUGAAAUACCUCGACAUUCCCACCCUCACCCAGUACAUGAUACUUGAAAUCUUCGGUAGUCAGCAUGUGGCAGGAUUAUUUUAAUCCCUGUUCUUUAAAGUGCAGCAGCAGGCGGCUGUGGCAUGUAACCCCAGCGUCCUGAGCGUUUCCCUUGCCUCUCCAGUGAACCCUUACCCAACGAGAUGAAAGGUCCUCUGUUCUCUACACGAGUGACUGAGGCUCCCCCGCAGCCCAUUCUCACCACCUGUUUGGGUUUUAGAAGCUACAGAAUUUGUCCUGGGAAACCCCAGCCUACAUCCCAGGCCUCCCAUACCCAUACCCAGUGGUCACUUUUGGCAGCUCCUGUCCUGAUUGGGAUGAGAACAUGAUGAGUGCCCCACGGAAGAGGAGUGGGGGGCUUGUCAGAUUCUACCCCGAAAUCAAUGGCGGGUAAGCCGUGAGCAUCCGCUGUCCUACAGUCGUGUGAUUUUAAACUCCCCGUGUGCCCUGAUUUGGGGAUAUUGUUUGGCUUUUUAAGUGAGGAUAGCUAUCUAAUGUUGGCAGUAUUGUUUGUAAAUGGUGUUCUUCCUUAAGAUGCCCUUUGGGAUUUUCCCUGCGUUGUACUGAUUCUCUCAAGCACAGGAGAUACAUGCUGUGACUCUUCAUUCUCUCUGGCGUGUUUUGCCACCCUUCACCACCUGCAAGACUGUGAGACCCCUGGAGUGGAAAGGACUCUGUGGUCCCUGUGUGGCCGGGAAAGGUGGAAGGCGAAGCCAGCAUGGCUCAUCCGUGCAGGUGACACACACCUGUCCACCCUGCCCCCAUGGCGCACUGCAUUUACAUGCUCAGCAGUUACGUUUACAAUUCACUCCAUGUUCACACUUUCUGUCUGUGUUUGGGACGGGCGGCCACUGUACAGAUAUUUAUUAUGCUUUCCAGACUUUCCCAUGAGAUUUUUUGAAUAAACAUGGAUUUUAUGAAGUGUAA
This is a messenger RNA of Peromyscus californicus insignis, 5666 nucleotides long. RefSeq names its product ribosomal protein S6 kinase A2 (gene Rps6ka2). Bases 192 to 2456 code for a protein of 754 amino acids. The transcript has 21 exons. Lineage: Eukaryota; Metazoa; Chordata; Mammalia; Rodentia; Cricetidae. The record is from RefSeq and is a predicted model, not a curated record. Gene Ontology annotation, molecular function: ribosomal protein S6 kinase activity; ATP binding; magnesium ion binding. Gene Ontology annotation, biological process: intracellular signal transduction; protein phosphorylation.